AUGCAGCCCGGCGUAGGCACCGUCACUUCUACAACAACUACGGCCACUGCCACCUCCGCGACCCUUUAUGCUGAUGCCGGCAAAAUCAACCCUGUAGAAUGGUUUCCAUUUUACCAGGGUUGCGUGGAGCACUUCGUGAACGUGGCACAGUAUCGGCCCUUGGCACGGUCGCUUGCUGCUCACAUAAAUAUCCUCCUCCCCUACCAACGCACCACCGAUGCCGUCCUUGAAUUCUCCAAGUCUAUCGCAAAUGAAUCUAACUCGACGAAACAGCAACUUUCAAGUUCAACAUCCAGAUUAAUCUCGCUUACUCCAUACAUUCGGCGCCUGGUGAUUACAGCAACAGAUGCGCCGGCCAUUAUGCAGGAACUGUUUGGAAAUGACUGGGUCAAAGGCGUUGGCACAGUCCACUCACAGGAACGGGUGAACUAUCUCUUCUCGGCCAAAAGUGGAGGGUGGCUAAAAACCAAGGCUCAAUAUGAUUUAUCACCGCACGAAACCGUACCUUUUUUGCGUCCACUACGCGAUCCACAGGAAGAAGAACUUCGAGCGGCGGAGACUCAUUGGAGUGAGUGGCUUGCUAUGGAAGACUGGAUGGUGGGCCCACGCAGUCCGUUUGAGGAUCUGCCGGGGAAGUAA
Talaromyces atroroseus is the source of this 639-nucleotide messenger RNA. RefSeq lists its product as hypothetical. The coding region runs from base 1 to 639 and encodes 212 amino acids. NCBI's taxonomy places the organism in Eukaryota, Fungi, Ascomycota, Eurotiomycetes, Eurotiales, Trichocomaceae. The record is from RefSeq and is a predicted model, not a curated record. The transcript has a single exon.